CUCCAACUUUCGUCCAGCACGAGAAAUUAUGCUGCUUGACGAGGAAAUGCAUGUCCAUGGCGACAAAGAGCUAAGGAGGGCGGUAGAGUAUAAAGAGGAGGAUUGAUUCUGCUAGGGAAGGAGCAUUUUCAUACAUCCACAACUCUCCUCUCUCCCAGAAAAGAUACAUCUUUCAAACUUUUGCCAAAACACCCAUUUUAUUCGAGAACUACGUUCAUCUGCGUGUCCAAGAUUCACAAUGACCACAACCAAGCCCACCCUAGCCUUCUUCGGCGCGACAGGCGGCUGCGCAGCAGCAGCUCUAUCCGCAGCCCUACGAGACAACUACACAGCAACAGCCCUGGCGCGCACCCCCGACAAACUCCGCACACUACUCACCACCACCCACUCCAUCCCCUCCUCAACCCUCGCCACCCUCACAAUCCACACCGGCAACGUCCGCAACGUGUCCGACGUCAAAAAAGCCCUCAUCUCCCCAACUUCCCCCACCCACCUCGUCGACACCAUCAUCUCCGGCAUAGGAGGCGGCAACGCGCACUUCCAGGCCUCGCUGUGGAAGCCCGUCGGCAUCGACGACCCGCACAUCUGCGAGACGGGCGUCGCGACGAUGCUCGCUGCCCUCGCCAGCCUCGCCGACGAAGGGAUCAGCACGACCGCUAGCGGUGCGAAGCCGCUGCUGGUGGCGAUUAGCACGCCCGGAGGCUGUGAGUCGGGGCAGAGGGACUUGCUGGUUUUGCUUUGGCCGGUGUUUUACUGGUUGCUGGCGGAGCCGUAUAUGGAUAAGAAGGCGAUGGAGAGGCUGAUUUUUAGCGCUGCGGAGGAGGGGAGUGGGAUUAGUGAUUUUGUGGUUAUACGGCCGAGUCUUUUGAUGGACGGGCCGGCUAGGGGGCUAGAGAUGGUUAGAGCUGGGUGGGUGUGGGGAAUUCCGGGCGUUGAAGGGAGGGAGGAGGAGCAAGGUCCCACGCUCGGCUGUACUGUGGGAAGGGCGGAUGUUGGGGAGUGGAUUUUUCAGGAGGUGGUUAGGAAAGGGGGGUGGGCUGGGAAGUGUGUCACUUUGAAUUGGUGA
Mytilinidion resinicola is the source of this 1066-nucleotide messenger RNA. RefSeq lists its product as uncharacterized. The record is from RefSeq and is a predicted model, not a curated record. The coding region runs from base 239 to 1066 and encodes 275 amino acids. NCBI's taxonomy places the organism in Eukaryota, Fungi, Ascomycota, Dothideomycetes, Mytilinidiales, Mytilinidiaceae. The transcript is spliced from 2 exons.